Molecule: messenger RNA, 291 nt
Organism: Cercopithifilaria johnstoni
Lineage: Eukaryota; Metazoa; Nematoda; Chromadorea; Rhabditida; Onchocercidae
Source: the annotation of a GenBank genome assembly
AUGUUCUUUUUUUCCUUAACAUGGGCGGUUAUCAAUUCCAGUAAGCGAAAAACUGUCUUAGACAUUGUUCUUACAAUAUUGUGGUCUUUGACGGCAUUUACCUAUUUUGUUGGAUUAUGGGCAGGAUAUGAUGAUGGUGAUUUAAUAUUUGCUGCCAAGUUACGAGCUCAAGGUUUACCUGUUGCAGCUUACAAUAUGCGCGAAUAUUUCGCUUCCAUCAAUCUAGAACAUGAAUCUGCAAGACAGUAUAACAACGGCUUCGCAGUUGCAAUUACGCCAAAAAAAGAUUAG